AACUGAGGAGCCGAGAGCAAAGGGAGGGGUUGGUGGAGGGGAGAGGAGGUAAGAGUGCUGGGAACGCCCAGAGUAUCAAACUUGGGGGUGGCCAGUGGACAUCAGGGGGAGAAGCAAUUGCAGGUGACCGUGCGGCCCGCGAGGCGGCGCUGGGCGGGGUCCCGCUGCCCGCGUUCCAGGCUCUCCGGGCGGAGACCUGGACGCUGUCCCCACCCCCGCGCCCUCGCACGGAAACUUCCCCGCCCGCUCUCUGCUGCGGGGCCCUUAGCCCCCAACUCCCCGCACCUGUUCCUUGUUUAUUUGUUUUCCUUUUCGAGGGAGGUUCGCCUCCCCUCCUCCGGAGCCUCCCAUCGCUCCCGCUCCCACCCCGGGCGCGCCGCGCGGGGCGGCGCGUGUCCGCGCGCUUGGCGGCGGAGGUGGGCGGCGGAUCCCAGCGGCACCAGCCUCCCCGCCGUUCCGACCGCCGCGAGGACGCCGCGCUCUCUGCUCUCCCGCGCGCGCUGGCUGCCCUGCGCCCGCUGCCGAGCCGAAGGCACGAGGUCGGCCUGUGGGGACCUUCCAGUGUCCUCUCCGAGCCGGCGGCUAGGUAAUCAUCAGAGUGACCCGCGGCACACGUCUGGCGUCCACGUCUCAGCAGAAACGCGAGGGCCGGAUUCUUGUGCUGAAAAUGGGCCCAUUAGGUGCAGAGGCUGAUGAGAACCAGACGGUGGAAGAAAUGAAGGUGGAGCAGUCUGGUCCAGGGCACACCACUCCUAGAGGUGAGCUGGCCCCCGACUCUGAGCCCGAGCUCAUAGACAGCACCAAGCUGAUCGAGGUACAGAUCGUUCUUAUAUUGGCCUAUUGCUCCAUCAUCUUGCUUGGGGUGAUUGGCAAUUCCUUGGUGAUCCACGUGGUGAUCAAAUUCAAGAGCAUGCGCACAGUAACCAACUUUUUUAUCGCCAACCUGGCUGUGGCCGAUCUUCUGGUGAAUACCCUCUGCCUGCCAUUUACGCUUACCUACACCUUAAUGGGGGAGUGGAAAAUGGGUCCUGUCCUGUGCCACUUGGUGCCCUAUGCCCAGGGCCUGGCGGUACAAGUGUCCACCAUCACCUUGACGGUAAUUGCCCUGGACAGGCAUCGUUGCAUCGUCUACCACCUGGAGAGCAAGAUCUCCAAGCGAAUCAGCUUCUUGAUUAUUGGCCUGGCUUGGGGCGUCAGUGCCUUGCUAGCAAGCCCCCUGGCCAUCUUCCGGGAGUACUCACUGAUUGAGAUCAUUCCUGACUUUGAGAUUGUGGCCUGCACGGAGAAGUGGCCUGGUGAGGACAAGAGCGUCUAUGGCACUGUCUACAGUCUCUCCUCCUUAUUGAUUCUGUAUGUCCUACCUCUGGGCAUCAUCUCUUUCUCCUACACUCGUAUCUGGAGUAAACUUAGGAACCAUGUCAGCCCUGGAGCUGCCAAUGACCACUAUCAUCAGCGGAGGCAAAAAACCACCAAAAUGCUGGUGUGUGUGGUGGUGGUGUUUGCGGUCAGCUGGUUGCCUCUCCAUGCUUUCCAACUUGCUGUGGACAUUGACAACCAAGUCCUGGACCUGAAGGAGUACAAACUUAUCUUCACCGUGUUCCACAUCAUCGCCAUGUGCUCCACCUUUGCCAACCCUCUUCUCUAUGGCUGGAUGAACAGCAACUACAGAAAGGCUUUCCUCUCAGCCUUCCGCUGUCAGCAAAGGAUGGACGCCAUUCACUCCGAGGUGUCCGUGACGUUCAAGGCUAAAAAGAAUCUGGAAGUCACAAAGAACAAUGGCCCCAGUGACUCUUUCACAGAGGCUACCAACGUUUAAGGGCAACUGCCGUGUGAAAAUAGAUGGAUGAAUUCUGACCAGAGCUGUCAGUCUGGUUGAGGAGGGCAUUCAGGUGCCUCCUGAUUUCCCAUUUUAAGGAAGAAAAAGAGCAUCUGAAUGGAAGCAUCUGCAGUGUAACUCGUGGAAAACUGGUUGGCAGAGUGUAGGUAAAAAUGAGGCAGCAAAAGUUUGCUUACAGUUGCUUGGAUGGUAGGUUGAAUUAUAAGUAAAAGCAGAGAGAAAUGCUUUUAACUGUUUCCCAGAGUGAAGGAAACAGGAACAUGGAGUUGGUGGUGUCAGUAUUGCUAAAAGAUGGUGGGCAAAUAAGUUGGCUUCCAAAUCACAUGAGGGCAGAGAUUGGGGAUAAUGUAUAAUUCACUGCUCCCCCCUCAUCUGAUGAGAAGGCUACCAAUACCAACUUCCCUAGAAAGCCACAGACGUUUCUCUAUUAUAUUUUGGCUUUUUGUUAAUUCUUCCUAUGAAUGCUGCAGGCAAAUGUUACCAACUAUUUGAAUGACUUCAAGGAAAUAAACUGAAAUUUGCUAUGUAAUUAGUAUUUUGGCAAAUGAUGGGGGAAGUUUUUACCACCCAAUUAACCAAUUGUUUUUGUAAAAACAAAUGCACAUUUAAUGAAAAGUUUCUUCAACUUAGAAUUGAAGGCUGAAGUUCUCAGAGAAAUGCAAACCAUUAUUUAACUUCUCAUUUCAAGUUGUCCCUGCUUCAUACAGUUACUAUUUACAGAAUAAAGAAGCAUGCAACUCAAUACUUUAACUCAUUGCUUAAGUGUUACAACUUUUUGAACACAUAUUUUUCCUCUGCUAGAGCUGAGUUUGUCCUCACAAAAAAUUCAAAUCAGAUUAGAAAAUAGUUUCAUGGCAUUUUGUAACAUUUUGGGGUGAUUUGUAAGCAGUUUUGCGCAGGUACAUAGCUCUAAUGUGUUUACUGCAGUGUUAUUUUUUUCUGAAAUUCAUCUUCCAUGGACACAUUCAUGAUUCAUAAAACAAUAGAACAUCAGAAUGGAACCCAUCUGGUAAGAACUGUUAAAAACAUUACAUUCAUUCCACUUUGAAAAUGUUCUGCUUAGACCAAUUUCAACAAAAAUUAUCUGCUUCUCAAAAUAAUUAGCUGUAUUUUUGGAUAACUUAUGAAUACAUAAUAAUAUAAUUUUACCUAUAAAGGGUGGAACGUAGAUGCUAUAGUACCUUUUUUUUUAAUGAUUUCGUAAAUACAUUUUUAUUUCAAUAGUAUCCAACCAAAGAUGCUUAAAACUCUAUUAUGUUCAUGAAAAAUAAUUGAGAUGUUAAAAUAGCUGUUAAAAUAGUUGGAGGCUGUUAAAGAAGUUUCAUUAUAAUCAUAUUUUUAUAAGUAUACCUGAACUUGUGAAUAGAUUCUUUAAAUUUUAAGUCAAUUCAGCAUGACUAUCGCAUUUAGUUACAAACAUUAACUUUAUGAACGGGAGAGAUUUAUUUUAUGGCUACAUAUAAAAUUUAUAUUACAGCUUUUAUGGAAUUAUUUCCAUGCUAGAAAUAAAAGACUGAUCUUGAACUGCACUGCACUUUUAGGAAACUGAAAAUGAAUGGAAACAGUGGAAGUUAGAUUGGGUGUAAGACUGAAUAAGAAGUUAAUAAUGUAUAUCUGUAAUAUAUAACUGAAGAAUUCAUUUUUCUCUUGGACCUGAUGUAACUGUCUAAGAAGAAGCUUUUGUCUUUUAAAUAACAGUUACUUUGCUUGAGAUGCUAAUAGAUAAUUGUGGUUAAAGGUUUUUUUCCCUCUUGGAGAAUUCUUACACUGUAGGAAAUGUGCAUGCUACUGUACCACCUGUGGUCAUAGUAAAUUAUUAGAAUCCAAUUAAUACAUGUGAUCUAAUUAAUUCUGUUAACUCAUCAAUAAAAUGUCUUUUAUGUAGUGAUUUGAUCUGUUGAAAUAAAAAGAAUUGGGGAAGUUAGAGAAAUGUGCAUUAUUUUAUGUCAGAAUGCCUGUCCAAGAUGCGACCGUCAGCCUUUGACACAACUAAAGAAGGGGAAUUAACGGUGGCUCCCGGACAGUUAGUCUAGCGCGCGCUCCAUGGGGUCUAUAAGGAACCUGAGAACCUCACUUCUUUGGCUACAAUUAUAAUCCAUAUUCUGACAGUGCCUGAAUCUCUAUGUUCAGCUCAGACUUUUCUUUUGAACCUCAGGCCUGUAUCUCUAUCAGCCCACUUGACGUGCCGACGUGGUAUCUCACCAGCAGAGCAAACCCAGCAUGCCUAGGUCACAACUUGCCAUUUUGAUCCACACCCCGCCCCACCUCCACUUUGUUUUCCUGUCCCAAUCAUGACACUGCUAUCUACCCAGUUUGCAAAAGCCACGCUU
Molecule: messenger RNA, 4167 nt
Organism: Vicugna pacos (alpaca)
Lineage: Eukaryota; Metazoa; Chordata; Mammalia; Artiodactyla; Camelidae
Source: RefSeq, a predicted model, not a curated record